Zootoca vivipara (common lizard) is the source of this 1002-nucleotide messenger RNA. It is a transcript of the gene PSPH, whose product is annotated as phosphoserine phosphatase. Lineage: Eukaryota; Metazoa; Chordata; Lepidosauria; Squamata; Lacertidae. Gene Ontology annotation, cellular component: cytoplasm. The record is from RefSeq and is a predicted model, not a curated record. Gene Ontology annotation, molecular function: magnesium ion binding; L-phosphoserine phosphatase activity. Gene Ontology annotation, biological process: dephosphorylation; L-serine biosynthetic process.
GCUUUCAUGUGUGCAGCGAUUAAAAAGGGGGAAAGGAAAAACAGAGGAGGAUUGUCGCUUACUCAGCAAAAGCUGGUUUAGAAAAUGUGGCCGGCUUCCAGAUUGCUGGGUGCAUUUGCAUCGAUGUGACUGAAGGGCUUCACUGAGCCUUCUCUCGCCUGCACUGCCAGGAGGUGCCCGGUAUUGACAUCUAAAAUUGCAGCAGGCUCCACAGUCCUGAAGCCCCUUAAAAGGAUGUCCUCUCUUAUGGAGCUGAAGGAAGUCUUCCAAAACGCUGAUGCCGUCUGCUUUGAUGUGGACAGCACGGUCAUCAAAGAGGAAGGCAUCGACGAGCUGGCGAAAUUCUGCGGCGUCGGAGACGCAGUGGCCGAAAUGACUCGAAGAGCGAUGGGUGGCACUGUAACGUUCAAGGCUGCUUUGACUGCCCGGCUAGCCCUCAUCCGCCCCUCCUAUGAACAAGUGCAGAAAUUGAUAUCAGAGCAUCCGCCCCAGUUAACACCGGGAAUAAGGGAACUGGUCAACCGGCUCCACCAGCGAGGUGUCCAGGUCUUCUUAAUCUCCGGGGGGUUUCAGAGCAUCGUGGAACAUGUGGCUUUGCAGCUCAACAUCCCAACAGCAAACGUCUUUGCCAACAGGUUGAAGUUCUACUUCAAUGGAGAAUACGCCGGUUUUGAUGAGACACAGCCAACUGCUGAGUCGGGUGGCAAAGGACAAGUCAUUAGUUACCUGAAGGAGCAGUUUCAGUUUAAGAAGGUGGUGAUGAUUGGAGACGGAGCAACAGAUAUGGAAGCCUGCCCGCCUGCAGACUGUUUCAUUGGCUUUGGAGGCAACGUCGUGCGGAAACAAGUCAAGGAGAAAGCCAAGUGGUACAUCACCCAUUUUGACGAACUGCUGAAAGAACUAGAGGAACGAUAAAUUAUGAACUAGGCUUAUUUUAUUAACAUGUAUCGUAGCUAGAUGUAUAACUAUGCAAUUAAACAUAUUCUUAUUGUUGUUUGCAAA